Messenger RNA from Pelmatolapia mariae (spotted tilapia), 6087 nucleotides. RefSeq lists its product as uncharacterized. The transcript is spliced from 2 exons. Gene Ontology annotation, molecular function: nucleic acid binding. The record is from RefSeq and is a predicted model, not a curated record. The coding region runs from base 32 to 5785 and encodes 1917 amino acids. NCBI's taxonomy places the organism in Eukaryota, Metazoa, Chordata, Actinopteri, Cichliformes, Cichlidae. Gene Ontology annotation, biological process: DNA integration.
CAGCAUAAAUGCACAUUCAAUCAGCUUAAAGAUGGAGAAAGAAGGAUAUGAAGUAAGAUCCACGACGUCAAAGAAAUCUAGCCGCUCUUCCACUGCUAGCGUAAUGUUAGCCGCCGCUACUGCCCGUGCUAAAGCUGAAGCUGCCCAAAAAAGAGCUGAGUUUGCAAAGAAGGAAGUUGAAUUUAAAAUAGAAAGAGCCAAAUUAGAUGCAAAGCUUGAUGUUCUAGCAAAAGAAAGUGAAGCUGAGGCCGCAGCCGCUGAAGCAGCUGUCUUGGAGUCUGCUGUUGCAAAUUUUGACAUGAGUGAUGAGCACCUGAGCUUACCAAAGGAGACACAGAGUUCUCAUGAGCGAACUACAGACUAUGUCAAUAUGCAUCAGGCACGCAGUGAUUCAGUCAAAUCAAAGGACGUCAAAAUAGAAAAAGGCGAGUAUGCAAAUCGACCUAAGCCACCGGACAUGUCACCGGAUGAACUGCCCUCAGCACCAAAGGACCAUGGCUCCCUCAGACCCCCUGAUCAAAGACAUUACUCACCUGAAAAGCAAGGACAACAGUUACACUCUGGUAACUAUCAGCAGCACCUCAGCCAUGUCUCACCAGGGUUUACACCGCCCUCUGCUGGACGUUUUCAGUACUACCCUCCAGAUCCAAAUUCCUCUAGGGACUCUAAUGAGCUUGCCAAAUAUUUAAUGAGAAGUCAGUUGUUAACCUCUGAACUCACCAAGUUUGAUGACAAGCCUGAGAACUAUUUAUCUUGGAAGGCAUCUUUCAUAAACGCCAUUGACACUCUAGAGCUUAGGGCGUCUGAACAAAUCGACCUCCUCGUGAAAUCGCUUGGCCCAGAAUCUACCAAGCAUGCACAUUGCAUUAAAGCUGUAAACAUAACAAACCCAGCUGUGGCAUUAGAGCUAAUCUGGGAGAGGCUAGAAGAAAUCUAUGGGUCGCCAGAAGCCAUUGAAAGUGCUCUUUUCGCCAAACUUGAUCAAUUUCCUAAAAUAGGGCCCAGAGACAAUCAAAAACUAAGAGAGCUUAGUGAUCUGUUGCAGGAGAUAAAUGCAGCAAAACAAGAAGGGUACUUGCAUGGACUCUCCUAUCUCGAUACAGCGCGAGGUGUCGCUCCCAUUGUGGAUAAGCUGCCGUAUGGGAUACAAGACAAGUGGAUGAUGGAAGGCUCACACUACAAGCAGCGGCACAAGGUGACCUUCCCUCCAUUCACGUUCUUCUUACAGUUCAUACAGACACAAGCAAAGGCACGCAACGAUCCAAGCUUCAAUCUGCUGUCAACCUGCAACUCUGGAGUUAAAAGGGACAAACUUGGAGAUGGUUACAGCAACAACCGCAGGUCAGUUUCAGUGCAUAAAACCAACAUUACAGCCAUAUCUGAGGAAGGACCGGACAAACGUUGUCCUGUGCACAACAAACCUCACGCCUUACAACAGUGCAGAAGCUUCAGAGAAAAGCCAAUUCAGGAACGAAAGGCAAUAUUAAAGCAACACAACAUCUGUUUCAAGUGCUGUGCUUCUAACAAACAUGUAGCUCGCGACUGUCAAGCAGAAAUCAAAUGCUCUGAAUGUAACAGUGAUAAGCACCCAACAGCUCUGCAUUCAGAUGUUCCUCGCUUUCCCAAAGCUCUUCAGCCCCCAGCAAGUCACGGCGGGGAGAAACAAGAACUACAAGAGACUGCAGUUGUUUCAAGUUGCACUGAGGUAUGUGGGGAAGGAUUUUCUGGGAAAUCUUGCUCAAAAAUAUGCCUGGUUAAUGUUUACCCUGCCAACGAUCCUAGUAAUCGCCAGAGAAUGUAUGUCAUGCUAGAUGACCAGAGUAACGUUUCACUAGCACGCUCUGAGUUUUUUGACAUGUUCGAGGUUAAUGGUAAGGCAGAGCCAUACACCCUCCAGACAUGCAGUGGCAUAGGUCUCACUUCUGGCAGAAGAGCCUCUGGGUAUAUGAUAGAGGCAAUCGAUAGCUCCCUCGCUAUUCAGCUGCCCAUGUUAAUUGAGUGCAACAUGAUUCCCAACAAAAGAGAGGAAAUUCCCACUCCAUCUGCGGCUUACGCACACAGUCACCUCAAAGGCAUAGCACACAAAAUACCACCCUUGGACAGUGGUGCAGACAUUUUGCUGUUGCUUGGAAGAGACAUUUUGAGAGUUCAUAAAGUGCGCAGUCAGAUCAAUGGUCCGCACAAUGCACCAUACGCACAGAGACUGGACUUAGGCUGGGUGAUAAUAGGAGAUGUAUGCUUAGGCAAUACUCAUAAGCCUUCCCAAGUCUCUACGUUUAAGACUCAUGUUCUAUCGGAUGGAAGGCCAACUCAUUUUUCCCCGUGUGAAAGCCACUUUACUGUCAAGCCAGACACCAGUCUCUUAAAUCGACACUUAGUACUUGGUGGUUCAAACAUAAAGGACAGAACACAAAACAGAACUAUAGGAAACAAUGUUUUCUGCCAGACCAAGGACGACAAUAAGCUUGCACCCUCCAUAGAAGAUCUGCAGUUCCUGAAUAUCAUGGACAAUGAGUGUUUCCAGGAUGAGUCACAAAGCUGGGUGGCUCCACUGCCGUUCCGCCAGCCCAGAGCACUGCUGCCUAACAAUCGCCGCUACGCACUCAGUCGCCUCAAGUCACUUGAACGAACUUUAGAUAAAAACCCAGAAAUGAAAGCUCACCUGAUAGACUUUAUGCAGAAAAUGUUGGACAAUGGGCACGCGGAGCUCGCACCCCCAUUACAAGAGAACAAAGAGUGUUGGUAUCUGCCCUAUUUUGGAGUGUACCAUCCUCAAAAGCCGUCACAAAUUCGAGUGGUAUUUGACUCCAGCGCACAGUUUGAAGGUAUGUCGCUCAACACAGUGCUGUUAUCAGGACCUAAUCUGAACAACAGUCUAUUAGGUGUGCUAGUAAGGUUCAGAAAACAUCCAGUCGCAGUAACCGCAGAUAUCCAGCAGAUGUUCUAUUGCUUCCUGGUGCGCGAGGACUGCAGAGAUGUACUGAGGUUUGUCUGGCACAAAGACAAUGAUCCACAGAAAGAGCUCGUGGAUUACAGGAUGUGCGUGCAUGUAUUUGGAAACAGCCCCUCGCCCGCUGUAGCCACAUAUGGUUUGAGGAGGGCUGCGCAAAAGGGAGAAGCCAAAUACGGGUCAGAUGUUCGCCAUUUCAUUGAGCGUGAUUUUUAUGUUGAUGAUGCUUUAAAGUCUGACCCCACCGAACAUGAUGCUAUCAACCUCCUGAAACGGACACAAGACAUGCUAGCAGACUCAAACCUUCGCCUCUUAAAAAUAGCAUCAAAUAAGGUUGAAGUGAUGGACGCAUUCUCACCUCAAGACCGAGCCAAGGAUCUCCAAAAUCUGGACCUGUUCAAGGAUGAACUCCCAGAUCAGCGCAGUCUUGGGGUAAAGUGGAAUAUAAUGGAGGACUAUUUCACUUUUCACAUUCCUCACGCUGAAAAGCCAUAUACACGAAGAGGAGUCCUUUCAACUGUGAACAGUGUGUUUGACCCGCUCGGGUUUUUGGCCCCAGUCACCGUUCGAGGACGUCUGCUUCUAAGAGAGUUGUCGCUACAGACAACAGAGUGGGACUCACCUCUCCCAGAGGAUCUGAAAGGCAGAUGGAUAGAAUGGCAACAGUCCCUCCAAUGCCUCAGCAAAGUCAACGUUCCACGCACUUACACUAAAAUGUCACUGUCACAGGCUAAAUGUGUAGAACUUUGUGUCUUUUCAGAUGCGUCCAUGAAGGCAAUAUGUGCAGUUUCAUACCUCAAGGUCACCACUGGGGAUGGCAAGACAGAGGUUGGGUUUGCCCUAGGUAAGGCACGACUCGCUCCACAGCCAGAGCUCACUGUACCUAGGCUCGAACUCUGCGCCGCAGUAAUGGCGGUUGAAAUGGCAGAGGUCAUAUGUGAAGAGAUUGAUCACCCUAUAGACAAAACCAGUUUCUAUACAGACAGCAAGGUGGUUCUUGGUUAUAUUCACAACCAAUCCAGACGUUUUUAUGUCUAUGUAAACAAUCGUGUGUGUCGUAUUAGAGAGUCAACUACUCCAGAGCAAUGGCAUUUCGUUACGACCGACCAGAAUCCUGCUGACCACGGCUCACGAUCAGUUCCAGCUGCUGAGUUAGAACACACGACAUGGUUCACAGGUCCAGCGUUUCUCCAGUGCCCUUCAUACAUCCGUCUAGAGCAGACUGAUUACAAAUUGCUGGACCCAGACAACGACACAGAGGUGCGCCCAGAGGUAAAGACACUUUGCACUAACAUAACAAAGGAAGUUUUGGGCUCAGGACGUUGGGAGCGUUUCUCCACAUGGCGCUCACUUCGGAAAACCAUGUCAAACUUGAUUCACAUCGCACAAUGCUUUUCACAAUCAAACGUUGAGCCAAACUGUAAAGGAUGGCACAUUUGUAAAACGGCCAUCACCCCAGAACUGUUAGAUCAAGCAGAGACAAUGAUCAUUAAAAAUGUGCAGUUUGAGACAUAUGCAGACGAGAUAAAGAGGAUCUCUGAAAAACAGAACCUCCCUAAAAACAGCCCGCUGGUAAAACUAAACCCUGUGAUUGGAAGUGACAAUCUGCUGAGAAUUGGUGGUCGCAUUAAUCGCGCGGGGCUGGGAGUAAAAGACACCAACCCAGUAAUCUUGCCAGGCAGUCACUACAUCACUACCCUCCUUGUGCGCCACCACCAUGAGAAAGUAAGCCAUCAAGGCAGGCAUUUUACAGAGGGCGCUGUCCGAGAAAGUGGCUUGUGGAUUGUAGGAGGGAAAGGAUGCAUUAGCAGAGUCAUAAGUAAAUGUGUGACAUGCAAGAAGCUGAGAGGGAAGUUUGAGGAGCAAUUAAUGAGUGAUUUGCCCGUAGAUCGCCUCCAAGUUGAGCCCCCCUUUUCUUACGUGGGCAUGGACAUGUUUGGCCCAUGGGAAGUAACUACAAGGCGAACAAGAGGGGGACAAGCAAACAGAAAGCGGUGGGCAAUAUUAUUCACGUGCCUGUGUACAAGGGCUGUCCACAUUGAAGUAGUGGAGGAGAUGAGCUCUUCAAGUUUCAUUAACGCACUGAGGCGUUUCUUCGCCCUCCGAGGACCCGCAAAACAACUGCGCUCGGACUGCGGCACUAAUUUCAUUGGUGCUCACAAAGAGAUGGCCACAAAUGCACCAGAGGACAAAGUGCAACACUUUCUGCAGGAUCAGAAGUGUUCCUGGGUUUUUAAUCCUCCCCAUUCUUCCCACAUGGGGGGAGUAUGGGAACGGAUGAUUGGUUUAGCACGGCGAAUACUUGAUAACAUGCUGCUGCAAACUGGUCAUGUUCAACUCACUCAUGAGAUUUUGACCACAUUUCUUGCAGAAGUCACAGCUAUAUUAAAUGCACGACCGUUGUUGCCAGUAUCAUCAGACCCAGAACAUCCUCACAUUCUCUCACCGGCGAUGCUGCUGACACAAAAGACUGGAGUUGUACCCACCAUCUGUGAUGAUGUAGGACCCAAAGAAAUGCUCAGAAGCCAUUGGAAGCGGGUUCAGUUCCUUGCAGACACUUUCUGGAGCAGAUGGCGCAAGGAGUAUCUGCACAGCCUCCAAAUUCGUCAAAAGUGGCACCACAAGAACAUUGACAUUAAACAGGGAGAUGUCGUUCUCCUCAAGGACAAACAAACAAGAAGAAAUGAGUGGCCAAUGGGCGUAAUCGUAAAGACAGUUGCGAGUGAAGAUGGAAUCAUCAGAAAGGCCGAAGUUAGAGUUGCUUCCAAGGGAAAUGUUAAGACUUAUUAUAGACCCAUUUCUGAAAUGGUUUUUCUGUUAUCUAGUGAUGUUUAGAUAUCUGUUGUGGUAUCCCUAAGAUACCAGGCGGGGAGUGUUCUGACUAUUGUCAAAAUUGUACAUGUUUUGUUUGGUUAGUGCACUGGCCCUUUAAGAGAAAGGCAUGGUCUGUGUGCGGACAGGGGAAGUGUAAAAGACUCAGACAAUCGACUGAUUAAUGUGAUCUAUGCUGUGAAAGGCUGAUAAAAAGGCAUUCCCUUUUCACACCUGCCAUAUAAAGCGAAGUCUAAACCCACUCUGGCGUCAGUGACUUUUGUGUGGAGGUGUUUAACUCCUGGAUAGUAGAAAGUGGUUCUACG